Bradysia coprophila is the source of this 2444-nucleotide messenger RNA. RefSeq lists its product as uncharacterized. Lineage: Eukaryota; Metazoa; Arthropoda; Insecta; Diptera; Sciaridae. The record is from RefSeq and is a predicted model, not a curated record.
AAUGGCUGCGUUCGAUCUAUCCUUUGGAUCAGAUAUUUCCAUCACCGAUUUCCUCAGCAGCUCAUUUGAUGAUCUCCACCAGCUAAAUGCAGCGACGGAUGCAUUAAUUGAAAGCCAAAAAUGUGUGGCGAAUGAUUUUAUCGACAAAAUCAUCAUUAUUUACCUGCGACACAAUCUCUCUCUUGUCUGCUUAGAAGAUUUGAUGCGUCUUCUCAACGUAAACCGUGAAAUUUGUGAACAACUACCGACAAACAAAAAACAAAUAUUGAACCUGUUUCGCGAGAACAAAGAUAUGAUCGAGAUCGUUUACUUUGUUAGAUGUGCUAAGUGUCGGAAAAUCGUGAAAAAAAAUGCAGAUAACUUGGAACAAUUGAAGUGCUGUGACAUUAUUUUAAAGAAAAGUGAAACGAACUUUUAUGUGUACAUGCCGCUGGAAAAACAGAUCAUUCAGAGCAUUGAAGCUAACUGGAACGACAUUAAAAACUUUGACACAACUAGCAAAGACGGUAGCAUUUCUGAUGCUCAUGACGGCGAAAUUUUAAAGAAUGUGUUGCGGCAGUACACAGACAGUGACAUAAAUAUUUUGUCGCUGUGCCUGAACGUCGACGGAGCAAAUAAAUUCAAUUCAAAUUUGAUAUCGUUGUGGCCAAUCCAGUUUCUACAAAAUUUUCUUCCACCAAAGAUCCGGUUCCUGCCUAAAAAUAUACUAGUAUCUGGGUUGCUGUACACGGAAGGAAGUUUCGACUUCCGCGAAUAUUUUUUACCGCUCAUCAACGAAAUGAACAACGUGAAGAAAACCCCAAUCGUCAUGUCUCUCGACAAUGCAGAAUUUACAUUUAAGCCGGUAGUCACUCACUGUGCAGUUGAUCUCCCAGCAAAAAGCAAAUUACAAGAAACGAAGCAGUUUGGUGGAUACAAUGCGUGCACUUUUUGCCAUAUUCCCGGAAAACAGGUUUUGAUCUACACUAAGAGUGGCAAAAACAAAACUAACAAACAAAAACAGAACAAAAGUGGCAAGGAUGGUAAGCAGAUGAAAUGUGUUCGAUAUCCGGCAGGAACUUCCUACCCGCUGCGCGAAGAAAAGGAAACGCUGAGAAGCAUGUUGGCUGCAUCGACAUCUAAAGACAAAAUUAUAGACGGUAUCAAAGACGUAUCGUGCUUGGUGGCGCUGGAGCACUUCCAUGUUGUGAACAGUAUCAGUUGCGAAUACAUGCACAGUGUCUUGCUAGGAGUCGUGAAGCAGAUACUAAACUUCUUCUGCAACCCAAAGAACAGUAAAGGCAAAUUCUACAUUACCAAAAAAAACCGGAAAUUACUAAACAAGAGAAUUUUGGAAAUAAAACCGAACUGUGAAGUGGCUCGGAAACCGCGAUCUUUAGAGCAACUGUCGACUUUCAAAGCGAGUGAAUUCCGUUCCAUGCUACUAUUCUACAUGCCGGUGUGUUUAGCUGGCUUAGUACCAGAUGUGUUCGUCAAACAUGUCCGCCUUCUAUCUGCAGCUGUGUACAAAUUACUAAAAUCGACAAUUCCGAUUGAAGAAGUUGAUGAAGCCGGCGAAAUGUUGGAUCGAUUUGUUGAACAGCAUCAGAAGUUGUUUGGGAUUGAGGCUAUGGUGAUGAACGUGCACUUAUUGACACAUUUGGUAGACAGUGUUCGGGCGCUGGGCCCACUUUGGACACACUCGGCCUUUCCGUUCGAGAGAAACAAUGGUGUGUUGCUAAAGAAAGUCAAUGGGACAACAGAUGUACUUCUACAAAUAUCGUCAAAAUAUUGCCUUGAAAAGUCAAUGAUGAGUCGUCGCGAAAAGCCAAUUAUCAAAGAGAAAGUUUUGUUAGGCAGACGUUUUACGAUGGCUGACGAAUCGCUCUGUGUUUUUGAUAUUGAGCGUUCAAGAGGCGCAGAUCUUUCAAAUAAGACAUUAUCGGUCCACAAGAGAAUCAAAUUGAAGAAUAUAAUCUACACAAGCACAUCCUACACGCUACCAAAAAAAUCAGUUGAUUACUUUGUUGGUUUGCAAAACGACAUGAUUGGAAAAGCAAAGUUUUAUUACGAAUCCGGUGGUAAUAAGUACGUGGUCUUGGAAGAGUUUGAAAUUAUUGACACCAUCGAUCACAUUUUGAAAGUUGCGCCAACCCGGCGGAAUAUUCUGGCGUCAAUUAACGACAUCAAUCAGAAGUAUCUUUAUAUGACCGUUGGAACGAAUCAAUAUAUUUCCUCGGUUCCGAAUACAUAUGAAAAGGAAUGAUCAAACGGUCUCAUCCGUCGUCGUGACGUAUUGAAGUAUUCAUACACUCGUUACGUUUUUUUUUCUUCAUUUUAUUGAAUUGUUAAGUUUUUACGAUUUUUGGUUCCUAUCUUACUUAUUUGCUCAAUAAUUUUUGAUCGAGCUAAGUCUAUGAUUCGUUGAUAUGUGUACGGUGGUAUAAAUGAACAAAUAAACUGGA